AUGGAAGUGGAAUCCGGUGUUAGUGAAGUUUCGAGUGCUCUUUUUGACGAUGAUGGAAGGCCCAAAAGAACAGGUACCGUGGGGACAGCGAGCGCACAUAUCGUAACGGCAGUGAUAGGGGCUGGGGUGCUGUCUUUAGCAUGGGCCAUGGCCCAGUUAGGAUGGAUCCUUGGCAUUUCAUGUAUCUUAAUCUUCGCCUGUGUUACGCUCUACACUUCCAAUCUUGUAGCCGAUUGUUAUAGAUCACCAGACCCUGUCACUGGCAAGAGGAACUACUCUUACAUGGAGGCUGUCAAAACUCACUUAGGUGGAAAAAUGUAUGUGUUUUGUGGAUUGGUCCAGUAUGUUACCCUUGCUGGGUGUGCAAUUAGCUACACAAUAACAACAUCUAUAAGUGUGGUGACAAUACAAAAAACCAAUUGCUUCCACAAGAAUGGGAUUGGAGCUCCGUGCCGUUUUUCUAAUAAUCCAUACAUGAUUAGUGUUGGAAUUGUUGAAAUCAUUUUGUCCCAAAUCCCCAGUUUUCACAAGCUGUCUUGGCUCUCAAUCUUAGCAGCUAUCAUGUCUUUUGGGUACGCAUUCAUUGGUAUUGGACUUUCUCUUGCAACCGUUAUCCAAGGGAAUGGAAGGAGUACCUCUUUUUUAGGGGGCAGCAAGAGGCAUGGUUCAGCAGACAGAUUGUGGAAUAUGCUCGUUGCACUUGGAAAUGUUGCACUUGCCAGUGCCUAUACUCUAAUUGCCAUAGAUAUACAGGAUAGUUUAAAGUCAUCACCCCCAGAAAAUAAAGUGAUGAAGAAGGCAAACAGUAUAGGUAUAUUCACGAUGACAGUUAUCUUCCUCUUGUGCGCAUCUUCUGGAUACGCUGCAUUUGGUUCAGACACUCCUGGCAGCAUCCUCAUGAGCUCUGGGUUUCAUAAACCUUUCUGGCUAGUGGACUUGGCCAAUGUCUUCAUCAUAGUGCACCUAGUUGGAGCAUAUCAGGUAUUUAUCCAACCUUUUUAUCGUGGAGUUGAAAUGUUGGCCUUCAAGAAGUUUCCAAGUUCAAAUUUUGUAACAAGAGAGAAUCAUGUGAGCAUUGGGAAAUUGAAAUUCAGCAUCAAUUUGUUUAGGCUAAUUUGGAGGUCCAUAUUUGUGGUGGUGGUGACUGUGAUGGCCAUGGCAAUGCCCUUUUUUAAUGACAUGAUUGCCCUUCUUGGGGCCAUUGCGUUUUGGCCUACAGUGGUAUAUUUUCCAGUGGAGAUGUUCAUUGUCAAACAGAAGAUAAGAAAAGGAACAAUUCGAUGGUUUGGACAUCAAAUGUUGAGCUUUGUGUGCUUGCUUGUGUCAUUGGCUGCAGCAUGUGGAGCCAUUCGUGGGUUGGGUCAAUCUCUUGGCAAAUACAAGCCCUUUAUGUAUAAGGAAUAG
Gastrolobium bilobum is the source of this 1404-nucleotide messenger RNA. Its product is annotated as amino acid permease 8-like. Gene Ontology annotation, cellular component: plasma membrane. The coding region runs from base 1 to 1404 and encodes 467 amino acids. The record is from RefSeq and is a predicted model, not a curated record. The transcript is spliced from 7 exons. NCBI's taxonomy places the organism in Eukaryota, Viridiplantae, Streptophyta, Magnoliopsida, Fabales, Fabaceae.